UCUCGUGUCCCGUCUCGUCGCAUCCACUGUCGCAUCAUCGGCUCCAUCUCUUCCUCGCUCGUGUUGCCGUAUCCGAAUCUCCACCACCCAAACCUCGCUUCCCUCCAUGGGUACUGGAGCCUCCAGGAACUCCGAUUGCUCCCACGGCGGCCGGGAGGGGCAGCUCUACGUCGCCCUCAAGAUGGAGAACUUCAAGGUUCGAGGCGACCUCGUCCCGCACGUCUACGGCUCCAUCCCCAUCACUGGCUCCUGGGACGCUGCCAAAGCACUCUCGAUGGCGCGGGAAUCGGCCUCGAUGUGGGAGCUCAGCUUCGUCGUGCCUCCUGAUCACGAGACACUAGAUUUCAAGUUCUUGUUGAAGCCCAAGAACAACACAGGGACGUGCGUGGUGGAGGAGGGGCAGAACCGGCUUCUCACAGGAGGGGCGUUGGAGGAGGGGGAUUCGAGGCCGGCACUUUUCAAGAUUGGUGAUGAUGAGGUGCUCGAGUUUAGGGUGUUCAUCAAGGUCGACAUUUUGUCCCCGUUUGAUCUUGCUGCAAGCUGGAGAGCUUAUCAGGAAAAUAUCGAACCAUCAAGAGUUCGAGGGAUUCCGGAUGUCAGUAUCAAUGUAGCGGUGGAGAAUGGUUCAACGCCCACUUUGGAGCUUGAUUUAGAACACUAUGUUGUUCCAGCACCCUCUUCCAUUGUUGAUGAUGCUUAUGCAGCUAACUUGACAGAGACACCAAGAUCAUUAUCUAAUAGGAAUUUCUCCGUACAAAAAACACUUUCUCCUUCAGGGAUGAUAAAAGAAAUAAAGAUACACGCUGCAGAAAACAGUUUUUUGUUCGUGUAUACUUUUCAAAACACGCUGCAGAAAACACUUUCUCCUUCAGUUAGGAUUAGAAACUGGAUUAAUCUGGCGGCGGAAAAUGGUCCCUCGACUAUGUUACUAUGCAGCCGCAUAGAAGCGGCGUACUAA
Zingiber officinale is the source of this 958-nucleotide messenger RNA. Its product is annotated as 6-phosphofructo-2-kinase/fructose-2,6-bisphosphatase-like. Lineage: Eukaryota; Viridiplantae; Streptophyta; Magnoliopsida; Zingiberales; Zingiberaceae. Bases 107 to 958 code for a protein of 283 amino acids. The transcript has 5 exons. The record is from RefSeq and is a predicted model, not a curated record. Gene Ontology annotation, molecular function: starch binding.